This is a messenger RNA of Eimeria acervulina, 3468 nucleotides long. RefSeq lists its product as hypothetical. Lineage: Eukaryota; Apicomplexa; Conoidasida; Eucoccidiorida; Eimeriidae. The record is from RefSeq and is a predicted model, not a curated record. The coding region runs from base 1 to 3468 and encodes 1155 amino acids. The transcript is spliced from 8 exons.
AUGUCUUCUGAGACAGCCGAAUACGGGGCGUCCCAUGGGACGGGUUGGGGCCCACAGGGUCCCCUACGAGAUAGGGAGAGGCGGCGGCAAGACAACAGUGAGGGGGGCACUUCGUUUCAACUCUGUGCGUCGGCUUGUCAAAGCGUCAGCACCGAGCAGGAUGAGCCGAUGAAGCACAAGUCUUUGCAGAAUUGCUGCAACAGCAACAGCAGAUAUAACUGCAGCAGCAACUGCGGCAGCAACAGCAGCAACAACAACAACAGCAGCCGCAACGGCAGCACAAGCAGCACCUUAGCGACAUCUUCCUUGGGUCCUCCUGCUGCAGGUGCUGCUGCCUACCCCCAGGAGGGAGGGUCUGGAUCCCCUCCCGGGUCGUUACAGUCUUUGAGACUCCUUCAGGAGGUGCAGGGUCUGCCGGGGUCUCAUGGUACGCAUGCACGACACUUGAUGUGCUUUUUGCAACGUCUCUGGUGGACAAACCUUCGCUCUCGGCAUCAGGGGGCUCCUUGCUCUUCUUCACAAGAAGUUAGAGGAGGGCUUACGGUGUAUGAACACGAGACGGAGGUGGGGCUUUCUCAGAUUGGCGUCUGUGCAGUGGCUGCUGCUGAUCCCCUCUGUCCUUCCUCGGUAAACGGAGACACCAGCAGCAGCAGCAGCACCUUGCCUAGGCAGUGCUGCUGUGCUGCCUCUGAGCCUAAACGUCGCCAUCGGAGAUCUCCAUUCUGCAUCUGCCGGGCUAACUCAUGCCCCGGCAGAGUUGGUGCUGCAGCAGGAGCAGCAGGAGCAGCAGGAGCAGCAAAGGGGGCUUAUGGUAUUGGCAGCUUUGGAGACAGACGGCGUGCCUCUCUAUUUAACCUGAUCGAAGGGAGAGUGGACUCAUGCAUUCCCGCUAGAAGGGGACGUACGAGGGGACAGCAGCAUCCGCAGCAGCAGCAACAGCAACAGCAGCAGCAACAGCAACAGCAGAACCUGCGGCGGCAGGGUUGUGGAGAGACAGCUGCUGGCAGCAGCAGACGAUCGGGCAAUUGUGAAGAAGAUCUUCUUCGUAAGAAGCUGUGGACUUUAGGGUCUCUUCCAGAUCAUGCAAUGGUGGUGAAGAUGCCUUCUCAAGUUGGGCGGCUGUCUUCUUGUAUAUUUUCUCCUCUGAGGGCUUCGCAAACACUAGGAGGAGGCAGAGGCGACCGCAGGGCCUGUGACAACACUCCUCCUCCUUCAGGCAUCAAAUUGCUACCUGUUGUAACCCCCAAAGGAGAUGAAACCCCCAGGAGGGCCUCUGUUCAUGUAGUGGUUAAUACAGAUUAUGAGGGGGCCCCUCGUGGGGGCCGCAGGCUGCCCGCGUCGAACAGCCUUCAGGAUUUGCAUGUGCUGGGAGGAGAUGGCGGCUGCUUCGUUCAUCUCCGUCAGCCUCACCACCUUAAUCCGCCGAUGGGCUGCAACACUAGCCGCAGCAGCAACAGCAGCAGCAGCAGCAGCAGCAGCGGAGACGGUUCGCAUAGAGGAGAGAGACACAACAACUUGGCCAGUCAGGGUGCUGCACCGCUCACAGCUGUGCGAUGGACUCGCCCUUCGCAAGAGCCGCAAACAGCAGCAGCAACAGCAGCAGGACCAGCAGCAGCAGGAACAAGAGGGCGCGUGGGAGCCCCAGGACCAGCAGCUUCGUCAGCAUCCAAGGCAGCUACAGCAGCAGCAGCUCCACCAGCAGCAGCCUCGCGAAGCAGCCGCGGUGUCCCCGGGAAGACCGUUAUAUCUACUGUCUCCGCAUGCAGCUGGUCAGACCCGCCUAGCGUUAGGGCCUGCCCCAUUCAAAAGUACCUCGCUCACACGCAACGCAGUGCAGCGGAGGCAGAAGAAGAGAGGCUGGUAAGGUGUCUCUCAGGCUGCAGCACCUGCAAGUCUGAAGGGACAGCUUCGUUUUGUGCAGUGGACCAUAAGCACAGCAGACAAGGAAGGGGUGAGGGGACAGCACGAAGCGAUGCUCCUCGCUACUUAGCAAUGAGUGAUUGUUUAUCAGAAUACCCAGAGAUCUUAGUGCAGCUUCUUAGGGGCCCAUUGGGACGGAGACACCCGGAAGUCGAUUUGCUGCGUCUCCAAAAAGAAGCAAAGCCUCCUCAGGAGACAGAAGAACCAGAUGUUUCUCUUUCUUACUGUGCGUCCAUCCAUCUUCUUGUUUGCAUUCCUAGAGACGACAAGAGAUAUAGAGGAGGGGAAGACGCUUGGUUUCUUGAUGCAUCACAGAACGCCUUUGGUGUAGCUGAUGGGGUGUCUGAGUGGGAAGACUUAGCUGGAAUAAACCCGCAAGAAUAUGCACAAGAUUUAAUGCAGGGGACGCAGGAGGCGCUGGGUCUAAUACAGAAAGAGCAGCAGCAGCAGCGGAAGGCGCAGGCAAACAAGGAAGGAAAGAAACAUAAAAAAGGGGGUUCUGAGGGGGAGACAGAUGCAGAAGGAGACACUGAAAACACCCGUCGUCUUAAUCCUGCAGAUCUUGCAAAAGAAGCACUCACUAGGGCUUAUCAUAAGGCCCGCAACUUUGGUAGCAGUACAGCCAUAGUAGGCGUCCUUGAUGGAGACAGCGGGGUAUUUGGCCUUGCUAACUUGGGCGACAGCAGCAGUUUGGUGCUGCGUCGGCCUCGUGCGCGGGGGUCUUUGACUCAGUUGAGUUUAGUAAAGAAAGUAAAAGAAAUGCAACACGGCUUUAAUGUUCCUUUUCAGUUUGCACAUCUCCCUGCACCUGAGGAGUGGGAUGGCUUGCUGCAGAAGGGUUUGACUCGGUUGGUUGGCAUAGCGAAGCAGGAGUACGGACAGGGUAACGGGGGGAAGAUAGGAGACGAGCCUUCUGCUAUUCAAUCAACCAGUGUCCCUGUUCAAGAUGGAGACCUCAUCAUUUUAGGGACAGAUGGUCUCUUUGACAACGUCUUCGACUUCGAAGUCCUCGCCCUCACUGGUCUCGCUGUCUCUCCUCAUGAGGCGCAAACUUUACUUGGAGAUGCAUCACUUGCAACUCCCCCAGAGGAUGUAGCGAGGGCUCUAGCACUUGCUGCUUACUGGAGGUCUCUUGAUAGAGACGCACAAACGCCGUUUUCUAAGGAGGCGCGGAGAUGUCAUAACAAACAGUCUCUACCUGUACAGACACCCGACGGCUCAUCAGAACAAGGGGCCCCACAGGCAUCACCAGUGCAUGCAAUGUUCUUAGCGGGGCUGCUAAGCGGCGGUAAAGAAGAUGAUAUUACCGUUGCUGCAGCGUGGGUCUGCCGCAAGGACAGGUGUAUAUACACCUCAGAUGGGGACGCAGAGUCAGCAGCAGAAAAGAAGUUCAGCCAGAGAAUGCCAGCCAACACACCCUUGUUGCAGCGGCAACAGCAGCAGCACCAGCAUCAACAGCAGCAGCACCAGCAGCAGCGGCAGCAGCAGCAGCACCAGCAGCGGCAAUCAGAGGGAGCAGCUGCACCAAACAAGGAGAAGCAGACAUAA